Messenger RNA from Rotaria sp. Silwood1, 930 nucleotides. The record is from the annotation of a GenBank genome assembly. NCBI's taxonomy places the organism in Eukaryota, Metazoa, Rotifera, Eurotatoria, Philodinida, Philodinidae.
AUGUCCAUUUCUUAUCAUUUUGAUCACUUGCCACCGAACGUGUUAACGUUAUCUGGCUAUGAUUUUUUUCAAUUCAUUCGAAAUACUCUAGGUGAACCUGAAGCAAAUUUUUUGAACAAAAUUUCAGUGAAAACAACAUCGUCAUUCAUAUUAAUUGAAAAUCCAUUAGAUAUUUUCAAUGAAGAUAUUGAUGAUGAAGAAUUAGAUACAUUAAAAGGACAGUUAUGUUUUAAAAUGAAGAAUGAUAAAUUCUUAAUUAAACCUGGUGUUCUUUCCGGAUUUGUUUCACUGAAGGAAGCUUUAAAAGAAAAAUUAAAUCAACAACAUGCACCAAAAAAAAAACAUCAACAAUCAAAUAGUAAUGUAUCAUCAAUCUCUUCUUUGACAUCAUCAACUCAAGAAGCAAAAACUUCUUCAUUAUCUUCAUCAGAACAUAAAUCACAUGUUCUGAAACUAAUUAAAAAGUGGUGUAAAGAAAAUAGAGAGAAUUUAAAUUUAGAAAACUUUGAAUUAGAAGAAGAUAUUGAUUUUACAUUAAAUGUUGAUUUCGAUUCAAAUUCUAAUGUACAAGCCACUAUCAAGUGCAAAUGUGGCAAACUGAUCACAUUAGGUAGAAAUGAUCAGAAAAUACAGGUCUCGAAUUAUUACAAACAUUUACAAUCUAUUGGAUGUAGCCAUAUGAAAGAAAUAAAAAAAUCUGAAAAACAAAAAUUGGUACAACAGCAGCUACAAUCAACAUUUUCAGUAUCACAAAUUCCAACAUCUCAAUCAAGUAUUUCGUCUGUGCAUUUAUGCACCAAUGAAAGUAUAAAUACACAAUCAACAUCUAAUACAAAUUCAAUUUUAACAUCCCAGCCAAAUCAUAAUGCUAAACGUCGUAUAAUAUCAGAAUCACAAAAAUGUCCUUCAACAAAAAGAAUUCGUAAUUGA